AUGGUUUUUAUUUUAUCAAAAAUUAAUAUAUAAAUUUUAAUUUAAAGAAGGAAUAAUCUUUAUUAAUGUUUUCAAAAACAUUAAAAAAACAUUGCUAAAAUUAUAUAUCAUUUUACUUAACAAUCUAAAGAUGUUUGGUCUGAUGCUGAAUUAUUAUAUCAUCCAAAAAUUCCAUUAAAUUUCUAUAAUGUAUAAAUUCUAUUUAAUUUAGGGUUAAUGUUCUCUUUACUAAAGCUAAAUCUUUAACAGAUUCAGAACUUACUAUAUUUUGAUCUCUGCCUUUGGAAGAUAUCUCACUUAUUAUAGUAUUAAAAAAUUAUAUAAUUACUAAGAUAGAAAAUUUAUUGGAAUUCUUUUUUAUUUAGGUCUUUUGGGCAUAACUCUUUGUUCAAUGAGAUCUGUAUAAAGUUAAUAUCAAAGACUCUUAAUGUAAUUUAUAUUUGAAUAAUAAAAUAGAUCUAUUGAUUUGUUACCUUUAGGUAGAAAACUAUUAAUUUAACAACCUAGUUUAUAUGGAUAUUGUAUAUCAAAACAAAUUGAUAUUGCAACUAUUUCUAGACCAAAAGAUGUAUAUUAAAAAAGCAUAUAAAAAAUGGAACAUGUAUUUCCAGUUAUUAUGGAUACAUAACUUGUAUAUUUACACAGAGACCCUGAUUAUAUAGUUAAUAAAGGAAUUUUUGCCUGCAGUAAUGAAUGCUAAAUAUAUCAAAGUUGA
Paramecium primaurelia is the source of this 715-nucleotide messenger RNA. The record is from the annotation of a GenBank genome assembly. Lineage: Eukaryota; Ciliophora; Oligohymenophorea; Peniculida; Parameciidae.